Messenger RNA from Prorocentrum cordatum, 1867 nucleotides. NCBI's taxonomy places the organism in Eukaryota, Dinophyceae, Prorocentrales, Prorocentraceae. The record is from the annotation of a GenBank genome assembly.
GGGGGAGUACGGCAGCAACGUGAAGCUCCCGAGGAACGACGCCGCCGCGGCCCAGGCCGCCCUGGACUCCAUCGACCAGGCCGCCUGGAACCAGGGCGCGGGCAUCAGGGUGAGCUACGCCAUCUUCAACAAAGAGCUACAGAGGGUACUCGCCAGCGAGCUCGAGGUGGAGUUCAGGCCCAGCGGAACGGUCAUCCCAGUUCAAAAGACAAGGAUAUUCCUGUGGAUGCCCAUCAACGACAUAAUGUCUUGGCUGUACCCGUUCAUUCUCUGCGUCGCGUUCGUAGGGUAUUCCAUCAUCAACGUGGGCGUCGAGAUCUACCAGAUGACCUCCGAUUGGAAAGCAUACGUCAGCAACCGCGCAGAGAUGUUCGACAUCUUGCGGGAUUUCAUCCACGUUCUAAUCAUCGCUCUGAUGAUCACCGUGACCGUGAAGCAAGCCAGUCUUGACCUGCAACCUGCUUCAGACAACGUGUAUGUGGACACGACAGAUGAGAAUAAUCUCAUAGACAUUGCGUACUACUCCAUCCACUUACAGAAGCUCUUCGGUUUCACAUUCUUCCUACAGACCUUCAACUUGAUCAGAAUUCUCCGGUUGUUCCCCGAGCUGGGUCCACAGAUGCAAGCCAUCGGACAGACGCUGGUCGACGGGAAGGUGAUGCAGUUCUUCGCUUUCCUUUUCUUCUGCAUCGUCGGGUGCGCGCUGACUGUCAACACCGUGUUCGGCGCCGAGCAGAAGGGGUUCGCGACUCUUCAAGACUCCCUGUUCGCCAUGUACCGCUUCGUUUGGGGUGAUUGGGAUUUCGCGGAGAUUCAGUCGAAAGAGUACGUGACGACAUCAACGUCGAUCUGGGGCUACCUCAUCUUCUGGAUUUUGACGUUUGUGAUCACUGGAACGUUGGCGAACGUGUUCAUCGCCAUUGUGGGUGAGCGCUAUACUGAUCACCUGGGCGAGUCCAUGAGUGAUUGGAUCGAGGAAGUGGACCGCAUCAUGGCCAAUUGGUAUGGCGAUGCAUUCAGAAGGAAAAUGGACAACGAGUACAAGGAGGUGGCGAAGUCUAUGAAGGAUUGGGGAGUUCGAGAUGAAGACGAGGAUUCGACACCCAAGAAUAGCACCGCCGAUUUGGCAUUGGCGGCCUCUGUCGACAAGGUGAACACCCGCCAGAUGGCGCAGCAGAAGCGCAUGGACGCGAUCGACGACAAGUUGGAGGACUUGAAGGAGAUGCUGCAGGAGCUGCUGCAGCAGCAUGGCCCGACGGUAACUGCAAGCGUGUGAGACCGUGUCGGCCUCAAUCUUCGCGCAUCCUUGAGCGAAGUUGGCUUCCCGUGAUGGUUUUCGUGUCCGCGCAGGGCGGUGUGCACGACCGACGGCGCCCACCAGCGGCGCCGCAGGUAACCAGUGUGGCAGUUUUCAGUGUCGCUGGCACGUUGCGCAGAAAUUGCAGCUCGACUUACGAUGUGGCUGCUCUUGCGAUCGAAUGGCCCGGCGUUGUCUCACCCGGUACGGCCUCCCCCCAUCGCGCGGGGAAUGCGGGGGCUCUGCCCGUCUGCUGUCGCGAAGCACCCCGAGGCCUCCUUUUGCCUCAGUGGGCUGACUCCCGUGCCCUUGAGCUGACACGUCGUGACGAGUGCCACUGGGUAGUGGCGCUCACCAAUGGGGCAGCAACGGACGCAGUUCGAUAUUUCAGAUGGUGGAGCAUGUUGAGGGGGUCGUACGGCAGACUGGUAGUAUGCAGUUUGUUUGCGCCGCCGUGUGUUUCAAGAUUGUGCCAGUGUCUUCCGCGGCAUCCUGUAAUGCUGUUCGCCUGGUAAGCAUCCCAGCGAUUCAGCAUGUAUGCGGCCCCCCCUCCUUUCCACAUCAAGUCAG